GUUCUUUCUUCCUUUUACAUUAUAUCCGGUAGUACUUUCGCCAUGUUUGAUACCAAAAUAGAGGAAAUUCCUAGUUCGGUUGAAAUGCUGAUUGGUCGAACACCAGAUGAUGAUCGACCAGUGGUAGUGAUGACAUGCGGGCUUGCUGGAUCGGGCAAAACCACCUUUGCAAAGGCAAUGCAAUCACAUUUUCCCAGCUUUGAAAGGCUAUCGAUAGACGAAAUAAUCUUCAAGCACCACGGUCUAUAUGGUGUGGACUACCCCGCCAACAACGAGAUAUACCAGUCAUAUCAGGAGGAAGCUGAUGCCGUGUAUUUACGCGAGUUUCAAACCUUGUUGCAGAGCAGGAAAAACAUUAUACUGGAUCGCUCAUUUUACGCAAAAGAAGAUCGUGAUGAGUUCUAUUGCCUGAUUCAGUCACAUGGAGCGAGGCGAGUGCUUGUGUAUUUCAAGGCAAUCGACAAGGAAGUGCUGUGGCAGAGAAUAUGCGCGAGGAGCGCUAAGCAGAAAGAUGCGAACUCUGCGCUAGACAUCAGCCGUGGAACUUUUGAUACGUACUGGAGUGGAUUUGAGGAGCCUAUUAGGGAAGAUGAAGUCGUGUUGAAUGUAUUGUAAUAGCAGAUUUGGGUUAAGCUUGUGCUUUUACCCGGUCCGUGGUUAUACAUGCUUAUCCUGAAAAUCUAAUUAUAGCACAUACAUUCGACAGGACCCAUGUAAGGUUAAUCAUCUGCUUUAGAAGACUCAGUCAUUGCUUGGGGCUUCGCUUGAACUGUGUUUGGGUAAUAUGGCUAAAUGACCCAUCAGCGGU
Molecule: messenger RNA, 808 nt
Organism: Truncatella angustata
Lineage: Eukaryota; Fungi; Ascomycota; Sordariomycetes; Amphisphaeriales; Sporocadaceae
Product: AAA domain-containing protein
Exons: 2
Coding region: 43-615 (190 amino acids)
Source: RefSeq, a predicted model, not a curated record